Molecule: messenger RNA, 1896 nt
Organism: Oryzias latipes (Japanese medaka)
Lineage: Eukaryota; Metazoa; Chordata; Actinopteri; Beloniformes; Adrianichthyidae
Gene: skap2
Product: src kinase associated phosphoprotein 2
Cellular component (GO): plasma membrane; cytoplasm
Molecular function (GO): protein binding
Source: RefSeq, a predicted model, not a curated record
AUGCACCAGAUUUUAGGCACAUUUAAACGUUGUUUGUCUGACAUGAUCAGUCAUAAUUGAUGUGCAGCAAAGCUCCUUCUAGCUCGAAAUGUGUUUUAACAGUGAUAGAGCUGGUUCGGAGUGACCAUGUGACUCUUUUGAAAUAAUAUUUUAAUGAUCCUCAUCAGAUUUAUAACGUUGACACACUCAUAAAGCUCAGAGAGAGCAUGCAUCAUUGCUAAAGCAGAGAAGAGAUUUUAAAGAACACUGUAAUGUACGUUAAACAGCGCGCGUCAAGAAAUAUCGUCUGGAAUUAAUCAAAAGUAUGAUCAUCGCUUUAAAAUUGGACACUAUUAUGCCGUUAGGGCUCGGUUAAAGUCAGAUCCCUGUCGUCGGUGCCUUUCACGGAAAGAUAACGAGCAAAUAAACGUCAGGAUUCUGAGUGGCCGCCAGCGUGGGAAGUAUUUUGGUUCCGCAGAGGAACUGUGGUCACUGACAAACAAGCAGCCGCGCUGACUUCCGCGUCCUCGAGCCCGAGCUGCUUCCGUGAAAGGCUUUUUUUGUUCUCUUCCUGACGGUCCAUCCAUCGCCUCGGGCCCUGAACUCCUUUACUCUGAAGAUGAGGACGAUCCCUGAGGAGCUGGCAGCGCUCAUUUCUGAUUUGGAACAUUUCCUCUGCAAAGGCUUAAAAGGAGAACUUCUGAGCAGGAAGACCAAAGAAAAGAGGGAGGCCUUCAUAAAAAGAAUCAAAGAGGUCAAACAAGGCUUCCCACAAGAUUUCAAGGACAAGGGUUCGGCUGACACAGAUGAGGAUGAGGAAGCAGACAGCAACAACGAUGGAGGAUCGCUGCAGUCUGAGCGCACAGACAAGGAAGAGGAGCCUUACGAUGGAGUUCAGCAGUCUCCACCUGUGGCAGUCCAGGACCUGAAAUCUGUUUUCAAGCAAGGGUGUCUUGAGAAACGGAGGAAAGAUCACAGUUUUUUUGGCCCCGAGUGGCAGAAGAGAUGGUGUGCUCUAAGCCAAAACAUUUUCUACUAUUAUGGCAGCGAGAAAGACAAGCAGCAGAAGGGCGAGUUCAACAUCGAAGGGUAUUCUGUCCAAUUGAACAAUACUUUACGGAAGGACUCAAAGAAGGACUGCUGCUUUGAGAUUUCUGCUCCAGACAAGCGAGUUUAUCAGUUUUGUGCAUCGUCUGUGCAGGAGGCAAAGGAAUGGGUGAAAAAGAUCAACUUCGUUUUGAGAAGCAUGACCGGUGAAAUCCCAGAGGAAGAGGAGGAAGAUGAAGAAGAGUCAAAUGAAUAUUAUGAUGAUGUUGGGGUUGAUGCAGCUAUUGAUGAAGAUCUCUAUGAAGAACUCCCAGAGGAAAAGAUAACCCCUCUGCCAAAGCCUCCUCCUAAGGUGGAGGUGUCAAACAAAGCCCCUCGUCCUCCUGCUCCAGUUGAUAAGAGCACCAACUACCAGAACUACUACCAAGGGUUGUGGGACUGUGACGGAGACCAGGCGGACGAGCUGUCCUUCAAGCGUGGAGAAACCAUCUACAUCUUGAGCAAGGAGUACAGCAACUUUGGCUGGUGGGUCGGAGAGAAAAAUGGAGCAAUAGGGAUUGUUCCCAAAGACUACCUGUUGGAGCUGUAUGUCCUGUAAUAACAGCUGUUUGAGCAAUCGCUUUAUUCCACUAACUUUGUGAACUUAAAGUAGUUUAAGUUGCUACUGAAAUUAUUUUCUUUUUAUUCUGCUUUCUGAUCUACUUUAUAAGAACACAUUAGAGGUUAGAUUAAAAACCUUUUCCAUUGUCUAUUCAGAACAGUUUCCUUCUUGUAUUUAAGUUUCUACUUAAUACUUUGUAGAUGUUUUUUGCAAUAAUUUCAUGUUCUGCAUUUGGCAAAAUAAAUAAAUAAAAAAUGUACACAAACGGG